Molecule: messenger RNA, 2678 nt
Organism: Alosa sapidissima (American shad)
Lineage: Eukaryota; Metazoa; Chordata; Actinopteri; Clupeiformes; Clupeidae
Gene: tmem121aa
Product: transmembrane protein 121Aa
Exons: 2
Coding region: 1086-2045 (319 amino acids)
Source: RefSeq, a predicted model, not a curated record
ACGGGGGUACGGGGGUGUGCUUCUUCCUUUAUCUACGGUACGUUUACGUUUGACCGUAUUUAGAGGGAGAUUACUUAUCGUUCCGUCUACUCUGUCCCACCGCUGUUUCAGUGUACAGUUGGCUACAAACCAUUGUGGUUUUUGGACCCCUUCUCCCGGUCUUGAACGCAGGGAUUAAAUCACACUCAAGGCGACCGAAUUCAGUCAGUGUUGAUCAGCACCCUGGACAGCGAAACCCGAGGUCUGCUGAAGAAGAGCAGUCAACACACUCCAGAGGAAAACCAAAGGCUCGUUUUUCUCCCCUGGUUGACGCAGGCUGACAGCUGAGGGAUCUUCUGUCUCCGGGACACGUCUGAGUGCUCAGCUGCCCGUCAUAGGUGCUUCCCUGCACUGAGAGGCAAACCGCCAUUGACCCGCCCCACUUCUCUCCCUCCACACCUACACACAGCCACUAAGCUGCCCACACUGUCUAACCUCAGCCAUGCUCUCAAUCUCGGUGAGCUGACACCAAUGACCCAAGUCUGUUCUGGGAUCAGCUAUCCAUCAAAAGCUCCCGUGUUUGAUGACCUUUGGUGAACGGAUGUAUACCCACCCAUUACGUUGACUUGGCUUUGUAAGGUGGUCAAGAUGAGCGUGGAGGUCAUGAGGGGUCGUGUGAAACCCUGAUUAAAAAGAAAAAAAAAGAAAAAAAGAAAAAAAAAGGCACCCUGCAUCCUUCCCGGAGCCCAUGGAAGUGCGUUGAGUAACCUGAGGCAGUACCACACACACACACACAUGCACAAACACACACACACCUGCAAUGCUCCCGGUCACCUGAGGGAUUAAAAACAAACACCAGCCAGCCUCAACAUCAAAAAACCUCUUCUCCUCCCUCCAUUUGUUUCUGUGAGCUGUUUAUUUAUUUCCUGUACAGAUUCCCUACAGCAAGAAUGGAUAGACUUCUUCAGAAUACAGAGACAGGGUGGCAGUCUAACACACCAUGAGCAUAUAAUUACCAUCUACUAUACCAGCCGGUGCUUUAAUGGACAGUUUAACUUGGAAAGAGUUGUGGUGUUCAAAGUUAGACACUUAGGGGAGAGUCAAACAUGGUUUUGCCGCCACCUGACAAACGGCACGUGUGUCUAACCACCAUCGUCAUCAUGACAAGCAUGGCCUUCAUGGAUGCCUACCUGGUCGAGCAGAACCAAGGGCCCCGCAAGAUCGGGGUCUGUAUCAUUGUUCUGGUGGGGGAUAUUUGCUUUCUCAUAGUGCUUCGUUACGUGGCGGUCUGGGUAGGUGCCGAGGUCCGAACUGCUAAGCGAGGCUAUGCCAUGAUCCUCUGGUUCCUCUACAUCUUUGUGCUGGAGAUCAAACUCUACUUUGUCUUCCAGAACUACAAGGCUGACCGGCGGAACUUAGAGACGGUAGCCCGCAAGGCACUGACUCUUCUGCUGUCGGUCUGCGUGCCGGGCCUCUACCUGGUUCUCGUGGCCCUGGACAGCAUGGAGUAUGUCCGCACCUUCCGCAAGAAGGAGGACAUGCGGGGACGGCUCUUCUGGGUGGCCCUGGACCUGCUGGACGUGCUGGACAUCCAGGCCAACCUGUGGGAGCCGCAGAGGACAGGCCUGCCCAUCUGGGCGGAGGGCCUGAUGUUCUUCUACUGUUACAUCCUGCUGCUGAUCUUGCCGUGUGUGUCGCUGAGUGAGAUCAGUGUGCAAGGGGAGCACGUGUCCCCGCAGAAGAUGAUGCUCUACCCGGUCCUCAGCCUGGUCACCAUCAACGUGGUGACAAUCGUCAUCCGCGGCGUCAACAUGGUGCUCUUCCAGGACAGCCGUGUGUCCACCAUCUUCAUCGGCAAGAAUGUGGUGGCAAUCGCCACCAAGGCCUGCACCUUUCUGGAGUACCGCCGGCAGGUGAAGGAGUUCCCGCCGCCGCAUGACCCUGCCGCCGGCAUCGCCCUGGAGCUCCAGCAGAACUCCGUGGCCCACAACCAGACACUGCCCAAUGCCACCACUACCAGCCUGCCCGAGGAGCCGUCGCCGCCCGCCGAGGUCAUCGACACGUGACGAGCCAAGCAAUCCCUUCCUUCCUCUUCCUCCUCCAACCCCACCUCUCACAUCUGUGUCUAGCAGCCACUACAGACUUGACACCCUUGACUGGACUGCUAAAACUUGUUUUUAUCAGAGGAGUUGUUUUUUUGUAAAACACAUAAUCAUAAAUCUGUAUUUGUCCCAAGGAAGAGAGUUGGCAGCCUUUCAGGGUCAAGACGAACUCUCCAGUCCCUUAAAGGGGAAUGUUGAAAAAGUUCAGAAACUUCAGAAAUUUCUUAUUUUUAAAGAGGUAUUUUUGAGAAAAAGGGAAAAUCUUUCUGCUCUGGACUGGGGUAAAAUGCAGCUUAUAACAGCUGUUUUACAGCAAAAAUAGAGCUUCUAGCAGCCAGUUCCUGUGAUAGUAAAGCUUUUCUUUUAUAGUAGAGGGCUGCCUUCAUGGAUGGGGAUUAGCACUAGUCCUAGAUCAAAUUAUAUUUUGAAUGGAGAUUCUCUAUUUAAAGUGCGGUUUAAUCCAGGACUGUGACAAAUCUCUGUCUGGAAACAAGAUGUUUGUUUUCAAUCUUCUGAUGCAUCUCUCCCCAUCAGAUGUUUCUCUGGCACUGCCAAGAUGAUUCUCUGUGAAUCCAGGAUAGGAAAGCAAACUGGGGG